AUGUCGAACUACAGUUAUAGCGACGUUCUGGACAUCUGGUUCGGUCCUAGGUCAUCUCCCACCUACCUGCAAAAAAAGCCCUUCUGGUACGGCACCAGUGCUUCCGACGAUGCCUACGUCCGCGACAAUCUUGGCGCCCCAUACCAAGCAGCGAAAGAGGGUAAACUCGACACGUGGAUCCAGACCGGCCAAGGAGAAGGAGCGUUGGCGUUGAUCCUUCUAUUGGACCAAGUGCCUCGGAAUAUGUUCCGUGGCACGCCCCAGGCGUAUGCGACGGAUUCCAAGGCCAUCGCAGUGGCUCGGCAAGCCGUCGAUAGUGGCUGGGAUAAGACGAUGCCCACGAUUCAGAGACGCUAUAUCUAUUCGCCGCUCAAUCAUUCCGAAAGUCUGGAGGACCAAACGUUCUCGUUGAAGUUAUUCACUGAGUUGGGCGACAGCCACCACCUACGCUGGGCGCAGGACUUCUAUAACCAGAUUAAACGAGAUGGGAGGUUUAUUCACCGGGAUCAAAUUCUUGGGCGAUGA
Molecule: messenger RNA, 525 nt
Organism: Aspergillus steynii IBT 23096
Lineage: Eukaryota; Fungi; Ascomycota; Eurotiomycetes; Eurotiales; Aspergillaceae
Product: DUF924 family protein
Exons: 1
Coding region: 1-525 (174 amino acids)
Molecular function (GO): protein binding
Source: RefSeq, a predicted model, not a curated record